Medioppia subpectinata is the source of this 1209-nucleotide messenger RNA. NCBI's taxonomy places the organism in Eukaryota, Metazoa, Arthropoda, Arachnida, Sarcoptiformes, Oppiidae. The record is from the annotation of a GenBank genome assembly.
CUAUUGUAUUGAAAACGCGGUCUAAAAGCAAAACAAACGCCUUUUGUCUCAUUAGUGAUACCAUCGCUGAACCGGUCAGUGAUCUGAUCCCGAGAAAUGUCGCCCAAGAAGUCACCCAAAAAGAGAGUGAAGUCAGUGCUGGUGACCAACGAUGACGCGGAUGUGAUGAAGAUAUUGGAUAAGAGCAAACCGAUGAUCAUUUUGACAGAUUGUAUGAAAAACAAUGGUUUGAAUGGUAUGAAUGGUAAGACUACUGUCGAUGAGAGCAGCGAUUCCAGCGAUGGUGACAACGAAGAAGAGUCGAUGACUGUCGUCAAGAAUCGAGUGAUUGAUAGCAACUAUUUUAUGGCCCAAUCGUCGCGAUCGAAGACAUCGAAGAAUGCGUUCGCGAAAGUGAUCCAAAACUUUGAUUUAAACGAAUCCAAAAUUAAAGACAUUAUUGAGAAUCAAUUUGUUGACCAAAGAAGACAUUUCAUUGAUCUCUAUAUUAAUAACAAUUAUUUCGAGGAAUGGUUUCAAUCCUUAAAUUGUGGUUUCAAUGUAUUGCUCUAUGGAUUGGGAUCUAAACGCAAACUAUUGGAUCAAUUUAUUACUCAAUGUCUUCAAUCAGACCAUCACAUCGUUAUCAAUGGCUAUAACAAUGAAAUGACUGUUAAAAAUAUGAUUAAUGUUUUAAAUGAAGUGAUGAGUGAAUCAAUUAAUGAUGAAACGAAAUUAAUCGACAAAUUAAAAGACAUUGAUUUUGAUGUGUAUUUAGUGAUCCAUUCAAUUGACUUCUUGUUCGGCAAUAACUCGAAGAUGAAGUCAUUGUUCAGCCAAAUGGUGUCCGUUUGCAGUCGUUUACGAUUCAUAGCGAGUGUCGAUCACGUGAAUAGCGGUCUGUUGUGGUCGACCACUGAAUCCAAUGCCUAUAAGUGGUUGUGGUUUAAUGUGCCGACGUAUGAGUCGUAUACGAUUGAGAAGGCGUUCAGCACUGGGCUAUCAAUGCUGAGCGGCUCAUCCAAAUCGUGGACACAAUCGUUGACUUAUUCCUCUGUUAAACAUGUUUACGAUUCGCUCACAACAAACGCACAGAAAGUUUUUCUCCUUAUUUUGACUCAUUUUGUGGAAAAGGAUGAGACGAACAGCGGAUUCGCGUUCAGUGAUUGCUAUUCGUUGUGUAGGGAAGAGUUUUUGGUCACUUCGGAGUUGACAUAUUCCCGAGUUUAG